AUGAAGAAGGGCAGGAAGUAUUAUGGCAGUGCCAUGGAUCAGCAUAUGGAGGUCACUUUAGUGGAGAAAGGACAGCAGCAAAAUUGCUUUAAUCUGGAUUUUACUGGCCAACAGUUUUUUAAGGAUGCCAUGGAAAUGGUGUCAAGGUGUGAUGAAUGUCAAAGGGCUGGUAAUCUAACCAAGAGGAAUGAGAUGCCACAUCAAUACAUACUAGAGCUGGAACUAUUUGAUGUAUGGGGAAUAGAUUUCAUGGGAUACUUCCCAACCUCCUACUCAAAUAGCUACAUAUUAGUGGCUGUUGAUUAUGUUUCAAGAUGGGUAGAGGCCAUAGCUACUGCAACAAAUGACAACAAGGUUGUGAUAAGCUUCUUGAGAAGGAAUAUCUUCAGUAGAUUUGGAGUUUCCAGAGCUUUCAUUAGUGAUGGGGGGUCACACUACUGCAACAAACAAUUGGAAGCACUCCUUCUCAGAUAUGGAGUUAAAUACAAAGUGGCAACUCUAUACCAUCCACAGACCAACGGACAAGCCGAGAUCUCUAACAGAGAGCUGAAACGAAUACUUGAAAAAACUGUUGGAAGUUCAGCAAAGGACUGGUCUAGGAAGCUAGACGAUGCUCUAUGGGCCUACAGGACGGCCUUCAAGACCCCCAUUGGGAUGUCACCAUACCAACUAGUAUUUGGCAAGGCUUGCCACUUACCAGUUGAAUUGGAGCACAGAGCCUUCUGGGCCCUAAAACUAUUGACUUUUAAGGAGCAAGCUGCUGGAGAAAAGAGAUUAAUGCAACUCAAUGAACUAGAAGAGUUUAGAAAUCAAGCAUAUGAGAAUGCAAAAAUCUACAAAGAAAAUACAAAAAGGUGCAUGACCAAAAGAUAG
Arachis stenosperma is the source of this 873-nucleotide messenger RNA. RefSeq lists its product as uncharacterized. Gene Ontology annotation, biological process: DNA integration. Lineage: Eukaryota; Viridiplantae; Streptophyta; Magnoliopsida; Fabales; Fabaceae. Bases 1 to 873 code for a protein of 290 amino acids. The record is from RefSeq and is a predicted model, not a curated record. Gene Ontology annotation, molecular function: nucleic acid binding. The transcript has a single exon.